CUAAGAAGCAAGGACCCAAGUCCAUGUCAGACAGCUGGAGUUUUGGAUCCUACAACUACAAGGUCUACCUUUGAGAAGAUACACUUUCCCCUUUCUGUUUUCUAUUUAGACUUCAGCUAGUGAAUUGGCAGUUUUUAGUACAAGAUGGAGUCAACAAGAACUAGGCCACAGCAGCUGAUUCUGGUUAAAAUCUUUUUCUCUGGUAUCUUUCUUUGUACCUCUUGCAAUCGGACCGUUGGUGCUGAACCUACUGAUAUCGGAAAGAUCGCAGAUCGCUCAAUGGCGGGAUUUCCUGACAAAUAUUCUACAUCUUCAACUCCAGAUAAUAAAGGGCCUGAAACAGAUUCUUCAUUUUUGGACCCAAUAAAACAUACAGCUCUUCAUUCUUCACUGGAGACAUCCACAUCGGAUCCUGUUCCCUGGGAUGGCAACAUGACUACAGCUGCUCCAUUUCAAGGCCGAUGUGUCAACAUGACAUACCCCAAAGAUCUUUUUUCUAUUGAGGAUCGCAGACGAGGAUGGGUGGUCCUUCAUGUCUUUGGGAUCAUCUAUGUUUUUGUGUCACUUUUAACCGUGUGUGAUCAGUUCUUUGUUCCUUCGCUGGGGGUCAUCAUGGAAACGUUGGCCAUCUCAGAUGAUGUUGUUGGAGCCAGCUUCAUGGCUGUAGGACUAUCCUUACCAUGGUUCUGCGUCAAGCUAAUCCAAGUUGUCUCUGGUCACAACUUAAUUCUGGCCUUUGACUCAGUUAUUGGCUCAGCAGCUUUCAGAAUGUUGUUUGUGAUUGGAACAUGUGCUUUGUUUUCCGGGAAGGUUCUCCCUCUAGCCCGCUGGCCAUUCUUCAGAGAUUUAUCAUUCUACGUGCUUGGUCUGAUUCUACUGAUCCAGUUCUUCUUGGAUAGUGUUGUGAUGUGGUGGGAAAACGUGAUUCUGGUGACUUUUUAUGCUCUCUAUGUUAUCUUUCUGAAAUAUAACGCACAAGCUGAGCAAAUGUUGAAGACCCGGUUCCAGAAAAACAAAAGGGGGGUGACAGUUUCAUUUGUGACGGAAGGUGAAAAGGUGGCUAUUCCUGCUGUCGAGGAAGAUGCACAAGGCCCUGUAGACUGUGAUGAAGGAGGCGGUAAUGAAGACAAUAGUGGCAGCAAUGACACAAAGCUUGUUCAGAGCAAGCUGCUCGAAGACGCUGAGCCCCUGUCUUUGCGCUGGCCUGACACACGGCAGAAACAAGCCACUUACGUCUUCCUGUUGCCAGUCAUUCUCCCUCUGUGGCUCACAGUUCCCGAUGUUCGCAACCAGAAAGCCAGAAAACUCUUUGUGGUGACCUACCUAGUUUCCAUUGUGUGGAUCGGUGUCUUCUGCUACCUCGUGAUGUGGUGGGCUCACCAGGUGUUUGAGACAUUUGGUGUCGCGGGUCCAAUACAAUUUCUGGUAGCAGUGAUGUCCAGCCCUGAUCUCAUAACUAGUGUAAUAGUGGCUCAGAAAGGCCUGGGAGACAUGGCUGUGUCCAGUAAUGUGAGCAGUAACAUCUUUAACAUCAUUGCAAGUCUACCAAUAGAAUCGCUCCUCUACUCGUUCAUCCAUGGUUUCCUCCCUGUGGCCGUCAGAACCGAUGGCCUCCUCUGUGCCACCGUCCUCCUCUUCGUCAUGCUCCUCGCCGUUGUCAUCUCCAUUAUUUCAUUGAAGUGGAAGAUGAAGAAACUCUUUGGCCUUACCUUGGUCUUUUUCUAUGGUGUUUUUGUGGUCAUAAGUGUUAUGAUGACUAUUGCAGCCAUCAAAUGCCCUAUGUAGAAAAACCUUGAAAAAUGUUUAUGUAUUUUUAAGAUGCUUCUGUAUAAAACUAAUCCAAUGUUACAUCUGCUGAGGUUUUAAAGAAGGAAGUCCAAAAGAUUUUUUUUCUAAUGGUCUGCGUGACAAUAUUUAUAAUAUAUUUAUAUAAUUUGACCAGUUGAUGUGCCUGCUGAGUACACUUCAUAAACAUAUGUAUUCCUGAUUAGGGCUGGACAAUAUUUCAAUAACGAUA
Messenger RNA from Fundulus heteroclitus (mummichog), 2017 nucleotides. RefSeq names its product sodium/potassium/calcium exchanger 1. The record is from RefSeq and is a predicted model, not a curated record. Gene Ontology annotation, biological process: long-term synaptic potentiation; calcium ion transmembrane transport; intracellular calcium ion homeostasis. The transcript has 5 exons. Gene Ontology annotation, molecular function: calcium, potassium:sodium antiporter activity; calcium channel activity. Gene Ontology annotation, cellular component: membrane. Bases 145 to 1785 code for a protein of 546 amino acids. Lineage: Eukaryota; Metazoa; Chordata; Actinopteri; Cyprinodontiformes; Fundulidae.